ACACUACUGGCCAGUUUUUCAGGUCCUCCUGUCGACGUGCAGUUCUUCGCUUUCUCUGGUCGGACAUUCUAGCAUUCCAUUCCCAGGUGAAGCCAGGUAAGUCUGUCAAGGCGUGGGGUCUCAUAAGCAACCCCAUCAUCACGAACAUUUAGCCGAGGUCCAAACUUCAAAGUCAACUAGUCGCCGACAUUGCAGUAACUACAACCACCCUUUCUCGACAUUCUUCUUAGCGUACAUCAAAUCCUACACCUAGGUGACGCGACUAUCAGCUGCGUCCUCGCAUCGUCUCAGUCGAUGCCCUGAACCAGAGCACAGUCCUUAUCCCCUCCUUCGCCUGACCAUGACAGAGCUAGGCCUAGACUUGGCCUCCAAACGCCUCCGCAAACGCACCGACUAUGGCUACCACCUAGACUACCGAUUACGAUGGAACGACAAUGACGUCUUCGGCCACAUGAACAACCCAUACUACGGCGUUCUCAUCGACAGCAUCGUAAACCAAUACAUGAUCGACGAGUGCGGGUAUAAAGUCAACAAAGGCGAACAGGCCGGCAUCAUAGCAAACACCUACUGCGACUAUUUCGGGUCGGUAUCGUAUCCGGACCAAGUCGACUGUGGAUUACGCAUUGUCAAACUCGGCAAAGCUAGCGUGAUGUAUGAGGUUGGUAUCUUUCGCAAGGGCGAUGAGAGUGUCAAGGCUGUCGGAGGGUCGACGCAUGUCUUUGUCGUGCAGGAGGGUGGGAACUUGGGGAAGCCGACGAAGGAGGGAAUGCCGAAGUAUAUGCGUGAUGGGUAUGAGCGGUUGAUAAAGGCGCAGGGGGCGAAGGGGCCGAAGCUGUGAUCUGACCUCGAAAUUUAUUCGAGGAUGAAUUCGGGAGAAAUGGUCGAGCGUACAGGGAGUUUUGGUUAUCUUUGGGUUGGCACAUUCGGCGUGGUAAGAGCUGGUGCGGAAUGAGUGCAUCGCACAGUACAUUCUUCGUUCUUCGAUGAACGCAAGAGAUGAAGUGUUGCUGCUACAAUUGGCACGAGCCGGGUCUUUGUCAGGGCUGCCGAUGCGGACUCAAAUUUCGCCAAGGCGAGUAUUAUACUGGGUUCCAGCAGGGCUGAGAAGCAUCCGCUAGUAUACCUUAGCAAGCGACCGUGCCGAGUACUAUAAGUGGCACGCAUGUGGUGGAAAUCUCUCAUCAGAGGCAUGC
Messenger RNA from Exophiala viscosa, 1193 nucleotides. RefSeq names its product HotDog domain-containing protein. The coding region runs from base 341 to 838 and encodes 165 amino acids. The record is from RefSeq and is a predicted model, not a curated record. Lineage: Eukaryota; Fungi; Ascomycota; Eurotiomycetes; Chaetothyriales; Herpotrichiellaceae. Gene Ontology annotation, cellular component: mitochondrion. The transcript has 2 exons. Gene Ontology annotation, molecular function: fatty acyl-CoA hydrolase activity.